Molecule: messenger RNA, 1536 nt
Organism: Ictidomys tridecemlineatus (thirteen-lined ground squirrel)
Lineage: Eukaryota; Metazoa; Chordata; Mammalia; Rodentia; Sciuridae
Gene: Proca1
Product: protein interacting with cyclin A1
Biological process (GO): arachidonate secretion; phospholipid metabolic process
Molecular function (GO): A2-type glycerophospholipase activity
Source: RefSeq, a predicted model, not a curated record
GGGUCUGGAGAAGCUAGGGUGGGAUUGAGGGCUGGGCCUGUAAGGUAAAGGCCUGAGGUAAGGGGUUGGCUGGGGGGUGGGUAACUGGCGUUAAAGGUGUGACAAAGAGGUGUCUGGGAGGAGCGGAGGCCCCGGAUGAAGAACGCGGCUGACGCUUAGACCCCGGCGGGGAAGACAACGCAGCCGAAGGCCGGGAGGGGGGAGGCGGGCGGGGGGACUGGGCAAGCAUGAGGCGGAGUUAGGGCCUGAACUGGGGCAAAGCUGAGACUGGAGCUUACGACUGGACAGAGGGUUCCGCCAAGCUGAGGUUCGAGGUUGGACUCCACAAGCAAGAGUCCCGUGGAAGAACCAAGCUGAGAGCGAUGUGGGUCAGGACGACACUGACAAUUGAAAGAUGGACUGAGGAAAAGACUGGCUGCGAAACCCACGCCUGGGACAAAAGCGAGAGCAGCGAUAUAAACAGGUUACCCGGCUGGGAGAGAGGACAUCUGCUGGCUCGUGUAGCAUCCAGCACUGAUGCAUCUACCUUAUCUUCUGAAGGUGAAGGCAAGGAGACUGACAGCUGCUGCUGGAACCACAAGCAGUGUGCUGGGCACAUCAUCCACCCCUUCUCUGACUAUGGGCACCGCAACCUACACGUACAUGCUGUCAGCCACUGCGACUGUGAUUCUAGGCUGAAGGACUGCUCAGAGAAGACAAAUAGCAGCAGCUCCCAAGACACGGGCCCAACCUGCUCCCGUGAUGUGGAGUCAACCGGCUUCAACAUCAUUCAAAACCCUUGCCUUGAGUGCAUCCCAGAGGAAGAAUGUAUGGAACGAUUCUGGUAUGGCUGGUGCAAAAGCUAUAGGCCUGUUUCUGUAGCAGUAAUCCACCAUCCCAUCCACCAUGAAUGUGGGGCAGAUGACCUAAAUGAAGAAGAGGAAGAGGAGGAUCAAAGUAGGCCUCCCAUCCCAACUCAGGUGGGACCCACCACAGCGCCCACUGAACCAUGCACCAGCACAGUCACUGGGACCCCUGACUCAGCAGCGCCCAUCACCAUCUGGCGCUCUGAGAGCCCCACAAGAAAGAACCAGGACAUCAAGGUGAUUAAGAAGAUAAAGAAGAAAAAGGAAAAAGACAAGGAGGAGGAGAUGACAGAUGAGAAGACAAAGCUGAAGAAAAAAGUCAAGAAGGGCAAGUUGACUAAGAAGAAAAGCCCAAUGAAAUCAGAGUCUGCACCUCCAGACUUGAGCCGAACAUUAAGCCCAAGAAUGUUGGCCAGGAUGUCGGAGUCCAGCCCAGAAAGCCCAGAAGACCUGGAGAGUGAGGAUAGUUACAAUGACCGGGGUCAGCAAGAGCCCUCCAGUGACGACAUCGUAGAGUCAUCAUCACCCAGGAAGAGAGAGAAAUGCAUUGCCCAUGUCAAGAAAAACAGGGGAAAGACCUCACCAACCAGGAAAGUGAUCAAGAGGAAAUCUCCCCCAGUGUCCAACCCAAAUCUCAGUUGAGGCCAGGGUGCCCAGGGUGAAGAAUAAAUGCCAUCAAGCCUGACACUGA